Molecule: messenger RNA, 2158 nt
Organism: Doryrhamphus excisus (bluestripe pipefish)
Lineage: Eukaryota; Metazoa; Chordata; Actinopteri; Syngnathiformes; Syngnathidae
Gene: prlhr2a
Product: prolactin releasing hormone receptor 2a
Biological process (GO): G protein-coupled receptor signaling pathway
Cellular component (GO): plasma membrane; neuron projection
Molecular function (GO): neuropeptide Y receptor activity; neuropeptide binding
Source: RefSeq, a predicted model, not a curated record
AGCAAAGAGAGAGAGAGAGAGCUGUGUAUAUCUACUGAGUGGCAAUGCACACACUCCAUGCUGUACCUCAAUAAGCACCCCACUCUUCCUCUACCGUCUUUUUUCCUACUCUAAUGCUUCACACUCGGCCAACAACACAAGGUUGACAUCAGCCUGCGGUGAUGGAAGACACAAGCAGUGGCUGUGUUCCAGAGCUUACAUCACCACUUGUGACCCAUGAGGGGAACGGUACAGGUCACAUCUUUGAGGUGGCACUCCAGAACGUCUCCUCUGAGCACAGUCCCCAGUUUGAGGGUGUGGAACUGCUGCAGUCCUUCAAGCUGCUCAUCAUUCCCUGCUACACUCUUGUAGCCCUGGUGGGCGUCGUCGGAAACUACCUGUUGCUGUAUGUCAUCUGCCGCACUCGCAAGAUGCACAACGUCACCAACUUUUUCAUUGGAAACCUUGCCUUCUCUGACAUGCUCAUGUGUGCCACGUGUGUCCCCUUCACUCUGGCCUAUGCUCUCAACCCCCGUGGGUGGGUCUUUGGUCGCUUCAUGUGCUACCUGGUCUAUCUCAUCCAGCCAGUGACUGUAUAUGUGUCAGUCUUCACCCUUACUGCCAUUGGGGUGGACAGGUACUAUGCCACAGUGCAUCCGCUGAAAAAGCGGAUCUCUGUCUUGGCAUGCACCUACCUGCUGUCCGCAAUCUGGCUGCUGUCCUGUGCUUUGGUGGCUCCAGCUGUGGCUCACACCUACCAUGUGGAGUUCCAAAAUGAGGGCUUCACCAUUUGUGAGGAGUUCUGGAUGGGUCAGGAGGGGGAGCAUCUGGCCUAUGCAUACAGUACUCUCUUCAUCACCUAUGUGCUCCCUCUUUCUGCACUGUGUAUUUCUUACCUGUGCAUCUCUGUCAAACUGAAGAAAUGUGUUGUGCCAGGCUACCGCACCCAGAGCCAAGCCGACGCCCAUCGUAUGCGCAAACGCAAGACCUUCCGCCUGGUGAGCCUGGUAGUAGCCGCUUUUGGUAUAUGCUGGAUGCCCAUCAGCGUAUUUAAUGUGCUGCGUGACAUUGAUAUCAGCCUAAUUGAUAAGCGCUACUUCCUGCUCAUUCAGUUGCUGUGUCACCUGUGCGCCAUGAGCUCAUCUUGCUGUAACCCUUUCCUCUACGCCUGGCUCCAUGACCGCUUUCGUUCAGAGCUUCGCAAAAUGAUCACAUGCCGCCGUCGAAUUGGUAUUGCCACCAACAAUGCCGCCUCCGCCAGCGUUGUGCUGUGAAGGACUCCUAAUAAGCACUAAUGACUUAAAAAGAUGAAUAAUUCUGUACAGGAAGGAUACCGCACAUGGAUAUGUAUCCUCAAUGGCAAGCACUUCAAGUGCUGUCUGUAAGGUGAUUGGAUGAGUGGUGUCUAACUUGAAUGGGGCAAACAAGCAGCCAUAAGUAGAGGCAAGAUACAGUAUAAAACUAAAGGCAUUCUUUCCAUCAAGAAAAAACAAACUUCUCAUAAAAUGCUACCAAGAGUAGCAAUAUCGUCAAGACGAUCAAUUUGUCAAGUUUGUCCUCCCAUGUUUAUUUCACCCAGGUACAUGUUAGCUUGUAAAUGAACUUGCCCUGUUAAGUGUAUGUUCUUUUAAUGUUGUGUGCAUGUAAUUGUGAUUUGCCAGUCUGACAUUUGUCAAACCUUUUCAUACUGAUGUUAGUAAAACAGGUCUCAGUGAUUGUGAAAGCAAUGUAGAUAUACAGAAAUAUUCUUUAAAAAAAGUAUAUAUUUAUAAUGUAAAAGGUACAUGCAAUCGGAUGAAAUGUGUGUCUUUCAUUCAAAUAAAAGCACAGUUUUCAUUUGGACGUAUUAGUGCCUUUAUUUCAAAUAAAACCACAUUGAUAUUCUCACCAUUACUUUUGUUCAAAGCGGACUGCAGCAUUAUUUCAGAGAGGUAGCCAACAGUGAGUCAUUCGGCAAAUUAAGACACAAAAGGCUUUGGAAGACAUGUAUGUACAUUCAACAUAUAAUUAUUGCCAGAAUUUCUGUGAAGACAUUCAUGAUUAUGAAGGCAUAUAUGCGUUUCUUCAAACGGACUUAAGACAAGUAAGAACAGCGAGUAUUUCACUGUUGGCUUUGAUUAUCACAGCCUUACUGGAAGCAAACAUCACACCGGUUACAAUGAAGAGUUACUGGACUGAU